Molecule: messenger RNA, 1605 nt
Organism: Nematolebias whitei (Rio pearlfish)
Lineage: Eukaryota; Metazoa; Chordata; Actinopteri; Cyprinodontiformes; Rivulidae
Product: general transcription factor II-I repeat domain-containing protein 2-like
Exons: 1
Coding region: 1-1605 (534 amino acids)
Source: RefSeq, a predicted model, not a curated record
AUGCGAGCAGACAAACUCUCAAAGCUAAAAAGUGGACUGUUAGCUCAGCAGAAUACAUUUGUACACCAAGCUCAGCUGAACCAGUCAUCUGUUCGGGCCAGCUUUCGGGUUGCUCAACUGAUAGCAAGCAGCGGUAAACCUUUCACUGAUGGAGAGUUUGUCAAGAAAUGCAUGAACGCUGUCGCGGAGGAGGUGUGUCCUGAGAAGAAAGAUGUCUUUAAUGCCGUGAGUCUAUCAGCGAGUACAAUCACCAGACGCAUUGAAGAAAUCGUGGGUAAUGUAUAUGCCCAGCUGCAGCAGAAGACGAAAGAAUUUGAAUUUUUUUCAUUAGCACUGGAUGAGCGCUCGGACGUGCAGGACACCGUGCAACUGCUCAUUUUUGUUCGUGGAGUUAGUGCAAACUUUGAGAUCUGCGAGGAGCUGGCAGCCCUCCAAAGUCUCAAAGGGACUACGACAGGGGAGGAUAUUUUCGGCAAAGUGUACCAAACCAUGGAAGAGUUGGACCUGGACUGGUCAAAGCUGGCCAGCAUUACAACUGACGGGGCACCUAAUAUGGUGGGCAUGUCUCGGGGUCUAAUAGGACGCAUGAACCGGGAGAUGGAAGAACGAGGUCUCACCGCCCCGCUACAAGUUCACUGCCUAAUUCACCAGCAAGCACUGUGCUGCAAAGUGUUGGCUUGGGAUUCUGUCAUGAAGGUUGUGGUGUCAUGCAUAAACUUCAUCAGAGCAAAGGGACUUAAACAAAGGCAGUUCCAAGAAUUCCUGUCUGAACUGGAAUCUGCGCACGGCGAUGUGCUGUACUACACAGAGGUCCGAUGGUUGAGCCGGGGCAGAGUUUUGAAGCGUUUUUACGAGCUGCUACCUCAAAUUAACGCAUUUCUUCAUUCACAAAACAAAACGGUGCCAGAGUUGAUCGACCCAGAAUGGAAAUGGCACCUCGCAUUUUUAACAGACAUGACAGAAAUGCUGAACAGCUUUAACUUGCAGCUACAAGGCCAGGGGAAACUCAUUUGCGAAAUGUAUUCCCACAUAAAAGCAUUUGAGGUGAAACUAGAGCUGCUUUUGGGACACGUGAAAAAGCACAGCUUCAUCCAUCUCCCUGCUACACAAAACCUCUCUGCAGAGAACCCAGCGGUCCCGUUUCCAGCUGAAAAGUGUGUGGAAGCACUGGAAAUGCUGAAGGCGGAGUUUGGUGCGCGAUUCCGUGAACUACAUGUUUAUGCAAAAGAAAUCUGUCUUUUCCAGAACCCCUUUGUUGCCGACAUUGACGAAGCCCAGCCUUCUUAUCAGUUUGAGUUGGCCGAGUUACAGAACUGUGAUGUUCUGAAAGACGCGUUCAAGCCCAGCGGUCUCAUUGACUUCUAUGCCGCCCUCCCAAACGACACAUACCCUAACAUCAGAAAACACGCAAGGAAGAUGUCCACACUUUUUGGCAGCACAUAUAUUUGCGAGCAAACCUUUUCACGCAUGAAACUGCUGAAAACUCCAAUGAGAUCAAGAUUGACAGAUGAACACCUGCAUCAGUGUUUGAGACUGGCAGUGACUAGAAUGGAACCUGAUAUUCAACUUCUCACCAGCCAGAUACAGGCCCACAGUUCACACUGA